This is a messenger RNA of Penicillium verrucosum, 840 nucleotides long. RefSeq names its product RTA1 domain-containing protein. The record is from RefSeq and is a predicted model, not a curated record. Gene Ontology annotation, cellular component: membrane. The coding region runs from base 1 to 840 and encodes 279 amino acids. Lineage: Eukaryota; Fungi; Ascomycota; Eurotiomycetes; Eurotiales; Aspergillaceae. The transcript has 2 exons.
AUGGGUGAGCUUAAGCCUUACAAAGGGGGCUACUAUCUUUGGAAGUAUGUCCCCUCGCUCCCACCAGCAAUCAUCUUCUUGACACUUUUUCUCGCUGCCACAACUUUUCACUUCUGGAAGCUCCACCGAACGAAAGCCUGGUUUUGCCUUCCAUUUUCUAUUGGGGGACUCUUCGAAGUUAUCGGUUACAUCGGUCGAGCCGCUGCGAACAAUAGUACCGAUUCGGUGGUCCUUUUCGCGAUUCAGAAUGUCUUCCUCCUUCUUGGACCUACGCUUUUCGCAGCCUCUGCAUACAUGACCCUUGGACGAAUCAUCCGCAGCGUCCACGCCGAGAAACACUCCCUUAUUCGGAUCAAUUGGCUGACCAAGAUAUUCGUGAUGUGCGAUGUCGUAUCAUUCGUUGUGCAAGGAGGUGCAUCAGGCAUGAUGGCUACGGGGAAUAACGUGAAAACGGCCUCAAACAUUGUGGUCGCUGGUCUUGUCUUCCAGGUCGUUAUGUUUGGUCUGUUCAUUGUCACAUCAAUUGUCUUUGAGGUUCGCAUGCGUCGAUCACCCACGACAGAGACCUUUGGUGAGAGAAUCAACUGGAUGAGCCAAUUGCGCACGCUCCUUGCUGUCAGUGCGCUUAUCCUAAUUCGGAGCAUUUUCCGGGUUGUGGAGUACGCAGCUGGGGAUUAUGGGUACCCACUUACUCAUGAGUGGAUGCUCUAUGUGUUCGACUCUGUGCUCAUGAUAAUCGCUAUGCUCGUCUGGGGUAUUUGGCAUCCAGGGACAGUGCCAAGAAUUACAGUGCCGGACCAGGUGGUAGCCACAGAGUUAAAGGACUGUGGAGGUGUCUAG